Molecule: messenger RNA, 632 nt
Organism: Rubroshorea leprosula
Lineage: Eukaryota; Viridiplantae; Streptophyta; Magnoliopsida; Malvales; Dipterocarpaceae
Source: the annotation of a GenBank genome assembly
GUGUUUUAGUUUAAUUAAUUAUGUGUGUCGGUGUUUGAAUUCGAAGUGGAUGAAGCUUUUUGCUCUCCUCCUGCUGGGAUAAAAAAAUGGAAUUUGCUCCAAAUUGUGCUGCAUAUUAUCCCUUUGGGGUUGAUGUCUUCUUAUCUCACCGGAAAAUCAAUCACAUUGCCCGUUUUGUGCAUCUUCCUGCACUAAAUUUAUCUGAAGAAGCUCCUUCUGUUCUUGUUAGGUUAAUCAGCAAUGGGAUGGAAGGAAGCAAGGGCUUGUUUGCAGAUAACAUCACACUUUCAUAGAAAGAUUGAAAAUCUUGGGCCAAGUGGAAAAUUUAAAUGAUCUUCCUUUAAGCAAAACAGAAAAGAAGCUUAUGAAUGUUUAUAAUGACAAACCUGUUCUUUCACGCCCUCAGGUUGAAUUUUACUAGGUAACUUACCUUCUUAUGAACUUAAAUAGAUCUUUCUAUGCUAUUUUUAUCCUUGUCAAACUUCAAUUGAUUUUGUUAGUCUUUAUUUGCUUGACAAGAAAAUUUCUUCUUUCCUAAGAAAAGCAAAGUAUUAUACUGUGAAAAGAAUUGGGAUUAGAGAUUAUUUAUUUUUGUAUAAUGAUGGAAUGCAAUGGGCCAAAUGAUUUUACAU